CAAAGAGCAAGGUCAAAGGUCACCAUGGCGCGUACGUGAAAAUUCUGAAUUAAGCCUUUGUCGGUCGGAGAAAAGAACGGAAAACAAUGAUUUGCCGUCGAUGCGUAAGAGUAACAGACCAAUAAUUUUCACUCAGGAAGUGCGACACCACGAUGGGUUCCUUGGAUAAGCUGGUAGUGACCUGUCACGGGCAUUACAAUGAUCCAGAACUGCAUUUCAAGUUACACUGGCUCAUCAAGCAACUUUCCAAUCUAACAGAGACAGAAACGUUAUCCGUUCAUAAAGUGGAGCCAUGGAACAGCAUCAAGGUAACAUUCAACAUUCCACGCCACGCUGCCACUCAUCUUCGAUCACUGGCCCAAAAUGGAGAUCCAUCUCUAAGAAACCUAGGAAUUUUGUCUGUGCAACUGGAAAAUGGAAAUGUCAUUGACUUGAACACCGGACCGCCACCUCCACCACCUCCUGCACCGGUUGCCCAGCAGCAACAGCAGCAGCAGCAGCAGCAACAGCAACAGCAUGUUCAACAGCCUCAGCAAGCACCACCACAGCAACAACAAAUUCACCAUCAGCAGCAACAUCAACAACAACAACAGCAGCAGCAACAGAUGCAAGCGCAGCAGUUUCAACACCCUCAGAUUCAGCAACAGCAACAAGUGGCACAGGCUCAACUAAAUCAGAAUGCAGGCUUUCCAUCUGUUCUCGGACAAAACCAAGGAAUAGGCAUGAACAUGAACGCCUCGCCUCAGGCUAUGGCCUCCAGAAUGGGUAUGACACCUUCUCCGGGGCCAAUGGUUAUGCAUGGAAACCCUGUAGCACCUCCUUCUCAAUCUCCUGUACCUCAGGCCAUGAACAGGGGCUUCAGUCAUAACACUAACCAGUUCCAGCAAAGAGGGGGCUUUCCCCCAAGACCAACUACCCCAACAGCUCAGUCUAUGUCGCCCAAUCCGAUGAGUUCAAUGGCCACGUUGGCACAAGGACAUAGUGUGCCUCCUAAUACACAUCUCACUCCAAGCAGUAUGAUGCAGGAUAGCAACCAGCCGGGGAAUAUGUUCCCUUGGGGUUUGACUGGCUUUCCACAGAGAGGACAACAACAUCAACAGCAACAGCAGCAGCAGCAACAACAACAACAACAACAGCAACAACAACAACAACAACAACAGUGGAACCAAAUGCCAUUCCAGCCUCAGCAGUCUCCACAGCAGCAACAACACCAGCAACACUUGCCAUUUCCUAUGCAUCAAGGUAUGUCGCUUGGAAUGGACAUGGCUGCAAAUCAAACACUACCUAGUUCAAUGGGAAACACACAGCAGGCUGGAAUUCCGUCACGGCCUCAACCUCCUCCUCCAGCUCAAGUGAAAAAGCCAGCCCCUAAGAAAAAGCGCAAGAGCAAGAAAAAGCAGAACCAUCCUCAAAUUCCACUGCCACCACCACUAAUGCCUCCCGACCCACGAACUAUGAACAAUCCCCCUCCUCCGCCUCCUUCUCAAGACCCACUUCAGCAGAGUAAACCACCCAAUCUAGCUUUGCCUCCGAGUCUCAUGAAUAAUCCUCUCAGUCCAGAUGCACCUUCUGUGCAGUCCAGAGUGAUGCAGCCUCCUCUGCAAUCAAGUGCAAUGCCUAUAUCAACGUCGUCUGGGCCAGUUCCAGAAUCUCUCCCCUAUUCCCAAUCCCAAUCACAGGUCACGACUGCGAUGUCAACAUUCCCUUUCUCUGAUACUUCAGGUUCUAAGUUGCCAAUGCCUCAAGGAACAACAAUCCAGCAGAGCCAAACAGGACAGGCCCAAAUUGGACAAUCUGACAUGUUGUUUACUCAAACCCAGCAACUCCAAGUGCCUUCGUCACAUGGACAGCACGCCCAAGUUGCCAAUAUACCACAAAAUUUCAUGCCAGGACAUCACUUAUUAGGUCAUCAUAACAAGAAAUCUGUAACUGCCUCUUUGACAAGCCCUUUGCUUGUCAAUCUCCUACAGAGUGACAUCACGGCUACGCAGUUCUCAUUUUCAUCAGAAGAGAUUAAGAGUACCAAUGCUUCAGCAAUAACCACAGGUGGUGUAGCAACGUCAAGAAAUGAACACACAUUACAGCAGUUGCAGCAACAUUUGCAACAGCAACAUGCACAGCAACAGCAUCAAUUACAGCAGCAGGUGCAUCAUCAGCUUCAACAACAGCAACAUCAGCAGCAUCAGCAGCAACAGUUACAACAAAUCCAGACCCAGCACCCUGAACUUCAGAACUUGAAUCCUCAGCAACAACAGCAACUGCAGCAACUCUUCGCUAAUUCAGGACAACCACAAGCAACCAAUGUCCCUGGUCAACCACCAUUUCCUCAACAGACCCAUUCCAAUGUACCAAACCAGAGUGUUGCUCCCUACUCCAUGUCAUACCCUCAGCCAAUCUUCAGCACACCACCCAUUCAGAUGGGUUCUGCAGGUCCUACACCUACAAGUAGUUUACCUGUUUCAACAUCAGCAGAAAAGGUUACAUUGUCAACAACAGCAGGAUUCCCUGUAACAUUGCCAAACCAGAUAGGACCAGGUUUACCAGGCUAUCCUCCCACUAGACCAGAAUUAAGAGCUAUCCCUCGAGGCCCAAGUCCAAGAAUGUCUAUUCCUGUGCCAUCUUUACACUUUGAUCCAAGCAGGACACAGUCACCACAGGUACCUCCCUCAGUUGCUGCUCUUAUUUCAGCAAGAUCUCAAUCAUCGUCACCUCCAGGAGCGGGACCAAGACAGCAGACACCACCUAUUGGAGGAAGGAUGGCAUCUGGAUCUGGAUAUUUGCCUCCACCAAUUGCAACAUCCAGUAUUGCUACAGAUGUUCCUAAAACAACUGCAUUUCAUCAACCAACCUUCACUACCGGUUCCGGAAGUUCAUUUUCUGCAGCAAGUGCUACUGUUCCUCCAGCAACCACUUCUCAUGUCCAGACCACAGCCAGUAGCAUCAUGCAGAGCGCUGUUCACAAGCCUGUAAAGGAAUCAGAUAAACCAGUUGCAAGUGUUGAAAAGAUGGAAGAAGAUCACUCUUUUGAUGAGGAAUCUGCGAUGGCAUCCAUGACUGAAGCAGAAAGAGACACAUUUGCAAUGGCAGCAAGGAUAGUUCAAGAAGUGAAAGAUGAAGAAGAACAGAAAUUCAAAAUGGUAACUCCACCCACUAAAACAACACCUUCGCAAAAGAAGAAACAAAAAACUGCCUCGACGUCUCGUCAGUCUCACCUGCUCUCUCAACCCUCUGCAAAAAUUUCUUCCCCAAUGAGCCCCAAUCCUCCAGCUCCACCACCUCCUCCAAGUACCCGAGAGCUCUUGGGUAACAUCUCGCAUCCCAUUAGUGGGGGACACAUUAACAAAGGAGAGACUCAUUCUUCUAAUUUUUCCAAUAUUCCUUUUUCUAGAGGAUUCCUUGGAAGUUCAAAUUUUCCUCCAGGUGGGGCGCCACCCACAAACAGCCCAUCAUCUCAAGGCUUAGUUCAACGAUUUGUAGGGAACCCAAGGGGUAAUAUGUCAAUUCCUCCUCCGCGAAUGGCAGCUCCACCUGCGGUUUCUUCUACGCAACAAUUUACUGGACAGAAUGUGAAUGUACCUGUAACCUCCAUGAUUGCUGGUGGAGGCAUGGCGAAUCCUGUUAUUGGGCAAGAGAGUGAUCUGAACUUCGGUCAACCUCCUGUAAGCAGAAGUCUAUCAAGGCCUGCAACAACAACGCAAAUUACAACUACAGAUGGUAUUCAGACGAUCGAUAGAAUGGUAGACCUAAGUAGGCAAAUGGGCUUUGGUUCAAUGAGCGUUGCUGAUCAAGUGCUUGGUGCUCAAUUACCACAGAUGGCUAAAACAGAACAACAUUCUUUUCCACCUGGAAGUCAGAUGUACCCCUCUCAGGUUACUUCUCACCCGACAAAUCCUACAAUGGCUGGUCCAACUCCAAGCAUGUUGCAGGCAUCACAUGCACAAGGUGAUAACUCUAGCAAUCAACCUUUCAACUGGCCUUUAGACUUUCCACCAUCAACAUCAUCAAGCUUGACAUCGGAAGGGCUGCGUUUCAUGGAAAAACUAGCAAAUAAUCCAAGAGAAAGCCAGUCUGUGCGUUCAACAUCCAAUCCCCCGGCGUAUGGCGCUCAAGGCAGUGACCCAUCUGGGGCUGAAAAGAAAGAUGAUAAAUCUCAUCUCAAGGCAUUACUAAGUGAAAUCAAUGUUGCCCCACAGAUUGCUUCAACUGCUUCAACUACUGUGCACCAACCUGUAACUUAUGUGACAACUCAUUCAUCAAUCCAAGGACAGAGUAUGCAGCCUGUACUCUCAAGGGUAGUAGCCCCAAGCCAAAGUCCCAUGCUUAGCCAAAGACCGACAGACGUUCAACCUAAAGCAGAGGUCAGGUCAGAAGUAAAGCAGUUACUACAAGAAGAUAUUAUGAUGAGUAUUGCACAAGCAGCAGCAACAACCCAAAUUGCUUCUGCUUAUACUGCUGGAAGUGCAGUCGAAGAAUCAUCUAGCAAUAAAGCAUCUGUUCCAGGAAGUGUAGUAGUUAAGAAAGAAGGACAUGAGCAAACCCUCAAACAAGACGACAUGCCUAUCCUAAAGCCAUAUGGAGGCUUGUCAAGUCAAAUGCAGGAUACCAUACAUAUGCCUAGAUUAGCAGGAACGGGAAGGACCCCUGCAACUUCUGAUCCAAACCAAGCAAUAAUACCAGGUGUUCAACAAACUGCAUCUCUACCAAAUGUGCCUGCAACAAUAUCAGGUUCUGUGCCCUCGCAUUCUUCUGUUUCUAGUCAGCAAAUGAGGAGAACACCACCAGCAACAAUUGCCUUGACUCCUCCUUCAGAUAGUCUUCACAUUUCUACUGUUGAGCAGCAGAAAAUGCAUCCACAAGAUCUUCACCCUGUUCCAGGGGUGUCACCAACUAACCAAACUGGGCUUCCUACAAUGCCUGGCGUGUCUCAGUCACAAGUUGGAGAACCUCCUAUGGAUCAGGUUUCCAAAGUGCAGUCAUCAGAGGCAAAGUCUCCUGGGGCAGCAGCUGAGCGAAGUCUUCGACGUCAAAGAAGUAUCAGCCCCCAGAGUGAGCGAGCCUUCAGCAGUGCCAGUGCAUUGCUAAGUUCUAUCGCAAAGUCAGCCAGUGGACGAACAGUUGGGAGUACUACUGGGAGUACGGACAAACUUUCUUCCUCGGGAAGCAGUGUAGGGAGUGGUGGUGGAAAGCAAUCACCUGUUAUAUCAGAGCCACUCAGUAUUUCUCCAUCUCCAACACAAGCACCACCAGUGACCUCACCCAUGCCAAUUCUGCAGCCUCAACUAGCUGAAGCUCUUGGAAGUAUACCUGACUCAGCUGAUCUGACUAAACUUGCCACAUCUGCCAUUCGUGGUUUGAGUCCACCCCGUAUUCAUGAGGAAGAAAUCAAGCCACCUCCACAACACGCCUUAGACUUUCCUGCUCUGAAACAGCGGAGAAGGCGCUCGUCCAGUGGUAGAUCGUUGACCCCACCUAGGUCAGGUACACCUCCUGCAAGCUACAGACAAGGUAUGAUGGGUAGUUCCACAAUGAUGAGAGGGGGCACACCUCCAGCACAGACUGACAGGAGGCACUCACCUACAGUUCUGGGAGAAGUCAUGGGUGGUUCUCCACAUGGUAUGAGGUCCUUGAUGCCAAUGCCUCAGAGAAUGAUGUCCCCUGUAAAUGAAUAUGGCCCUUAUGGUGGACACAUGAUGAAGAAUAUGCAUCAGCAUAAUGCAUUUCAAGACCAGUUUCCAGGACAGAUGCAUGGUACCUCAAAUCUUCCACCUGGCUUGAUGGAGUUACAAGGACAGCAUCCCAUGCCUCCACAUUUUAUGGGAGGCGGAAUACCUGGUAAUGUUCAGCACUCAUCUCAGCCUGUCACAACAUCACUGCAGCAAGGGCAAGCUGGAGCUCAUCAGCUUGCAUCAAACAUGACAGAGUCUCCUACAUUGACUCAUCCAAGUGUGACCACACAAGGAAUUAUACAAAGCCAUCCAACAAAUGUACACCAGACUUUUGCCAGAGGACCUCCAGGCAGUCCAAGAUCAGGGCAGUUUGAUCCAUCAUCUGUUCCUGCUAGAGCUCCUCACACUUCUCAGCAGCUCCCAGGGAAUAUCGACAGUGGAGCCAUGCAGCCACAGAGUCGAAAUGAAGUACUGGCAAGUGUCCUGGGUCAACAGCAGAGUGCUGUGCAACAGGACUGGUCUCAGAAAAGUGAUUCCACUGGAAGUCUUGGGAGAGGUUUCCAAGGCCAAAUACCACAGUCUACAGUUACCACACCAAGUCAGGUCCAGCUGUCAAGGUCCUUCCCCCCUGAAGCAAAACUUACAGUUCUACCCACUCAACUCAAUGUAGAGAGCAGUAGUCAGCCAGGACAGGCUAACAAUGCUGCAACUGCAGCAACAACAGAGUCAUCAAUCCAGUCAUCUAUGGUUGCCGCUCAAAGUACAGUUUCAGAAGCUGUUACGAAUCCUUCACAGGAUACUGUUCCUGCUAUGAAAAAUGCUGAGAACAUUGCUUCGCAGUCAUCUGCUUUGCCUGCAAACCCCAUGGUGUCUUCUGCUCAACAAAAUGUAACAACAGCAGGGCAAGAUACCAAGGCACCUUAUCCUGGUAGCGCACCUGCUCCACCUCCUCAGCAUCAUCAAACUUCAGAAACUCUCAGUUCUGCAAGUACUGUCCUGGAUGCCAUCAACAAAGCGCAGAUCACUCCCGAACUCUUUACACCAGCCACCUUAACCACAACCACCUUGCCUCCAGAAACCCAAGUGACCAGCGCCCAAGUGACCAGCGCCCAAGUGACCAGCGCCCAGGUGACCAGCGCCCAAAGCUCUGAAACUGCAAGCCUACCGGUGCAUCAAAUGCUGCAUUCAGAUACAGGGCCACCAACCCCUGUCCAUAUGGAAUUAGCAAAGGACCAGGCUGCCGUUACAAAUACUAUUAAGAGUGAAGAAGAGCCCACUCUUCCAGUAUUGACCAGAGAGAUGAGUGACCCUAGCCCCAUUGCUGAGAAAGAAGAAAGCUCUCUAUCCAAACAACCAGACUCUGUACAAGGCAGUGCAACCCCUGAGAUACCUACUCUAUCAUCGGAAAGCAAAGACAAAGGUAUGCUACAGGACGCAACAGCAAAGCCACCAUCAGAGACACCAUCGGACACACCAAAGCCUGCACCAGAGGCAUCGGUGUCCCUUGAGACGUCUGAGGAAAUGGACAAAGCUCCAGAGGAUCAACCUGAGUAUCAUGAAGAAGCAAUAGAAGCAACAUCAUCUGGAGAGGGUUUCCUGAUGAGAGAAAUGUCGCUUCCAGACCAUGAAGACACCGACUCCACCAGCUCGCGUUCCGAGACUCCUAAAUCCUACUUAUCGGAACCGCCCCCGGAGGAUACGUCCCCAAGCGUUAGGACACGUCGGUCCGGUCGAAAGUCUCCAGGGGCAGCCACAACUCCAGGUCUUGAGGGUGGUCCAAUGGGAACCAGAACCAGGAGCACCAGUGGUUCUUUGACAUCUGCUGCUGCCAUGGCAGAUAGGGACGCUGAUGGCAUGUCUGACCAGGAUGGGGUGACAACAAGGAAACGCAGCUCGAGACACAAUGCAAAAGCGGAGAUGUACUAUGGACCAAUCCCAGCCUACAAGAGAAGAAAACCCAAUCAGAAAUAAACGGAGAACAAAACUUUCCUACUUCUUAUUGUGAGCUGCAUGCCGAGGCUGAAGACCCUAUGGAAGAAUGACCCUGUACAGACGAUGAAAGGUCAAUGGACUUUUUAUGCUACUGUGGAACUUCUUUAUGGAGAACACAUUUAUAAAGUGGAACCUCGUUAUAAUGAGGUUCUUUGGACCGUGGAAAUUACCUUAUAUUAGGGUAAAAACCCCAAAAGAAUAUAAAGAGCUGGGACCAGCAAAUUUUACCCCACUAUAACAGAUACCUUGUUUUAUCAGAGUUCUUUGUAAUGGGGUUCCACUGUAGCAAACUUUCAUUGAAAUAAAGUAAUUUUGCCAGCCCCAGAUAUUGUCUUUUUUAGGGGUUGGUCUUGUCAUUAUCGUGUUUUUUUAGCCCUGAUACAACAAGAUUUCAAAGUGACGAGGUCAUUGGGUAAUUUUCUUUUUCCUAGGGUGUUUAAUAAUAAUAAUAUUUAAUUUAUGAUAACAAGGAUCCACUGUGAAGUGGUGUAUUUGUUUUUUGUAUUCCCUGUAAAGGUGCUGGUAGUUAUGAAUAAGUUGCACAUGAGAGGCCACAUGGUCAUUUGUUGAUUUAUGCUCAUUUGAUAAUUCUAAACCAGAUAAAUAUUCUUAUGUAAAGUCGGUUAUUAUAUGCCGAAAGAAAAAAGGAUCUAUCUAGAUAUAGCAAUCAUGGGGCAUUGUUAAAUAAAAUGUUGAAUAUAAAUAAAUUUUUGAUAGAUACUGUGUUUUGACAGUUAAUAUUUUGUGUAAAAAGAAUCGUAAUACAAGAGAAGCAGUGUUAUUGUUUUAUUUCAAUUAUUUAUCACCUUGAAAAGUAAAUUACCCUUAUUUUCAGAAGAUCAUGGCUAAAAUUGUAUAUUGCGUAGCAAAAUAAUAUUGUUACAACAAUCGCCAAGUAAACAUUUUGAGGGGGAGGGGGGCUACAUUUCUAAUCUUUUAUAACCCCACUACCUCCUGCAUUUGUUGUUGUAGAUUUUGAUUGCUUCGGUGGUAAAAAAAAUGAAGUGUCACAUCAGGGAUUCAAAGGUCGUGGAAAAACCAGGAAAGUCAUAGAGAAAUGACAAAAUUCUCCUAAGUCAUUGAUAUUGUGAGGGGAGGCGGAGGCAAUCGCAAACAAUAAAUAAUAUAUAUCACUGUGUGUUAUUUGUAUACCACUUGGAUGCCGCAACCAAUACCAAAAUGGUACUUAUCUUUUCAAGGAAAAAGGCAAAAAUAGAUCAUGGAAAUUCAUUGAAUUUAGUACCUUAAUUUCUCUGUGGAACCUUGGAUAUAUAUUUUGUGAGACCAUGUUUUUUACCACCAAGGCAACAAAAGACACCUUUUAUGCUGCCAGACAUAAACACCCUCUCCCCCCCCCCCCAAAAAAAAGGAAGAUGAGGCAGAGAAGCAACCGUUAUGUUUGAGGCCUGAUAACCAGUUUACUUGUGACCUUAAAUGUUUUGAUACAUGUUAUUGAAAAUGGUGCCAAAUGGUGAAGAAAAUUAUUAAUGGUUGUUGACAAAUGUAAUUUUGGGUACAUGGUUUGCAACCAUUCAUGAAUUCACGACACUAAUUUCCUUUUUAUGUAAAUGUACCUACACUGUUUGUGGAACACAUAGAGAAUCCUUAUAAAUGUAUUUUUACUUGUAAAUACAAUGUCUGACAAAAUAUGGAAGCUUGGAGAGAGAGAGAGAGAGAGAGAGAGAGAGAGAGAGAGAGAGAGAGAGAGAGAGAGAGGGGAAUGAGAGAGACUUAAUGUAAAUAUUUAUCCAGUGGGCAUAAAUCAUGAAUUUCCAAUGUGAAUUCAAGAGCAGGGGCCAGAAUGUUCAAUAAUUGUUCAUUUUUUUGUCAUUGUUUUGUGUUAUUUAGUACUUUUUUAAAUGCAGUCAAACAGUAAAAACAUGGGUUCAAUGAAAAUAAAGAGCCCGUGUAGAUGGAAAAGCAAAAAAAGAAUUGUGAAAUUGCAUGGGUGGAAGAAGAAAGAAGAAUAAGAAAGCUAGGGAGUAUGCAAAGAGAAAGGAAAAUUCAAGCUAGAAUUUUAGAACUAGACUAUAGUAAAUAUGUCUGUAUUAUUUUUGUGUUGUCUUUCUUGAUUAUGUGAAUGUCUUUUCUUUUCAUGCUAUGUCCUCACUGAAAUGUCAUUUUCUUUUUUAAUAAUGCAUUUAAAGUAUUAGUAUUAUUUGCACAGUGUUUGAUAUUUUGUGGUGCAUGUUUAUAUUCUGUCAAUUGUAUUUGCCAUUUAAUUCAUUCAUUUGUAGAAGUGUGCAUUAUUACAUGUAAGGAAGCGCAAGUGCUUUUCACUUGUCAAUGGGGAAGAUUUUGAAUAAAAAUGUUUCUAUGAAAUGUCA
Messenger RNA from Strongylocentrotus purpuratus (purple sea urchin), 9985 nucleotides. Its product is annotated as nuclear receptor coactivator 6. Gene Ontology annotation, biological process: positive regulation of transcription by RNA polymerase II. Lineage: Eukaryota; Metazoa; Echinodermata; Echinoidea; Camarodonta; Strongylocentrotidae. Gene Ontology annotation, cellular component: histone methyltransferase complex; nucleus; transcription regulator complex. The record is from RefSeq and is a predicted model, not a curated record. The transcript is spliced from 5 exons. The coding region runs from base 153 to 7637 and encodes 2494 amino acids.